Messenger RNA from Cicer arietinum (chickpea), 4076 nucleotides. RefSeq names its product pentatricopeptide repeat-containing protein At4g13650. The record is from RefSeq and is a predicted model, not a curated record. Gene Ontology annotation, biological process: RNA modification. Gene Ontology annotation, molecular function: protein binding; zinc ion binding; RNA binding. NCBI's taxonomy places the organism in Eukaryota, Viridiplantae, Streptophyta, Magnoliopsida, Fabales, Fabaceae.
ACUUCUCAUGUGGUGGUGGUGGUUUGAGACCAAUGUCCCAUGAACGACAUAAAAGCAUUUUAACUGUAAGAAACACCUCUCAAUACAGAUUAGAUGUUAAUAACUCGACGACAACCUAUGGUUUCUUCUCUUUUUUUUCUUCGUUUCUAUUCUCUACCAUUCAAAUUCAACUAUCAACAUUUUCCCACCAAACCCAUUUCCAACUAUCACAAGCUACUUUCUGGAAAUUUGAGUUUUGCUGCAUUCAGCAACACUGCAUUAAACUAUGCCCACAACUACAAUGAACUUCCUGAGAAGGAAAAUGAAGUUGAUGCAGGUGGAAUUUCUUUCUUGCAUCUCAUGGAAGAACGUGGUGUUCGUGCAAAUUCUCAAACUUUUUUGUGGUUAUUAGAAGGGUGUUUAAAUUCUGGGUCGUUUUCUGAUGGUUGGAAGCUUCAUGGCAAGAUUCUGAAGAUGGGUUUUUAUGCUGAAGUGAUUCUGUGUGAACGUCUUAUGGAUUUUUAUCUUGCAUUUGGUGAUUUGGAUAAUGCAGUUAAGAUGUUUGAUGAAAUGUCUGUUAGGUCUUUAUCCUGUUGGAAUAAGAUUCUUCAUAGGUUUGUUGCAGAUAAGUUGACGGGUUGUGUUACGCGUUUGUUUCAGAGAAUGAUGAAGGAAAAUGUGGAGCCUGAUGAGAAGACUUUUGCUGGGGUUUUGAGGGGUUGUAGUGGUACUGCAGUUUAUUUUCGCUUUGUGGAACAAAUACAUGCUAAGACUAUAACUCAUGGUUUUGAGACUAGUCCUUUUAUAUGUAACCCUUUGAUUGAUAUCUACUUUAAAAAUGGUUUUCUGAAAUCUGCUAAGAAGGUUUUUGACAAUUUAAAAGUGAAGGAUAGUGUUUCUUGGGUGGCUAUGAUUUCUGGUUUAUCGCAAAAUGGGUAUGAAGAAGAAGCAAUGCUUCUGUUUUGUCAGAUGCACACAUCAGGAAUUUGCUGCACUCCUUAUAUUCUUUCAAGCGUGCUAAGUGCCUGUACAAAAGUAGGAUUUUUUAAUCUCGGGGAGCAGCUUCAUGGCCUUGUUUUGAAGCAGGGAUUCUCUUCUGAAACAUAUGUUUGCAAUGCACUAGUGACAUUAUAUUCUGGUUUGGGAAAUUUGAUAUCUGCAGUGCAGGUUUUUAAUGCAAUGUCACAGAGGGAUCGAGUUUCGUAUAACUCACUCAUCUCGGGUCUAGCUCAACAAGGAUAUAAUGAUAGAGCUUUAAAGUUGUUUAAGGAAAUGCAUCUUGAAUGCUUAAAGCCUGACUGUGUUACGAUUGCUAGUCUUUUAAGUGGCUGUUCAUCAACUCAGUCUCUUCUGAUUGGAAAACAAUUCCACUCGUAUGCGAUAAAGGCUGGAAUGACUUCAGACAUUGUCGUGGAAGGGUCACUGCUUGAUCUUUAUGUAAAAUGCUCGGAUAUAAAAACUGCGCAUUAUUUUUUUGUUGCAUCUGACACUGAAAAUGUGGUGCUGUGGAAUGUGAUGCUUGUAGCUUAUGGCCAGUUAGACAAGCUAAACGAGUCGUUUCAAAUAUUUACGCAGAUGCAGAUAGAAGGCAUUGUACCUAAUCAAUUCACCUAUCCAAGUAUUUUGAAAACUUGCACUACUUUGGGAGCUCUUGAUCUAGGGGAACAAAUUCACACUCAAGUAUUGAAAACCGGCUUUCAGUUCAAUGUGUAUGUCUCUAGUGUGCUUAUUGACAUGUAUGCUAAACAUGGAAAACUAGAUACUGCCCUGAAAAUCUUUAGAAGACUAAAAGAAAAUGAUGUUGUUUCGUGGACAGCUAUGAUUGCCGGGUACACACAACAUGAUAAGUUUGCUGAAGCUCUUGACCUCUUUAGAGAAAUGCAAGAUCAAGGGAUACAAUCUGAUAAUAUAGGAUUUGCAAGUGCAAUAAGUGCAUGCGCAGGUCUCCUAGCACUUGAUCAAGGACGACAGAUUCAAGCACAGUCACAUGUAUCUGGUUACUCAGAUGAUCUUUCAAUUGGUAAUGCACUUGUUAGUCUUUAUGCUAGGUGUGGAAAAGUACGAGAAGCAUACUUUGCUUUUGGUCAAAUAUUUUCCAAAGAUAAUAUAUCAUGGAACUCAUUGAUAUCUGGUUUUGCUCAAAGUGGAUAUUUUGAGGAAGCACUGAAUAUAUUUGCUCAAAUGAAUAAAGCUGGACUAGAAAUUAAUUCAUUCACAUUUGGCUCGUCGGUUAGUGCUGCCGCCAAUGUUACUAAUGUUAGACUAGGGAAGCAAAUUCAUGCCAUGAUUAGAAAAACUGGCUAUGAUUCAGAAACCGAGGUUUCUAAUGCUUUGAUCACGCUAUACUCAAAAUGUGGUUGUAUUGAUGACGCCGAGAGACAGUUCUUUGAAAUGCCCAACAAAAACCAGGUUUCGUGGACUGCCAUGAUUACUGGUUAUUCCCAACACGGUUGUGGAUUUGAAGCGCUAAGCCUUUUUGAGGAUAUGAAAUGGUUUGAUGUAUUGCCAAGCCAUGUCACCUUUGUGGGAGUUUUAUCGGCAUGUAGUCAUGUGGGUUUGGUGGAUGAGGGAAUUGGCUACUUCCGAUCAAUGAGCGAAGCUCAUAAUUUGGUGCCAAAACCUGAACAUUAUGCAUGUGUCGUAGAUCUUCUUGGGAGGUCUGGUCUUUUAAGCCGUGCAAGGAGGUUUGUUGAGGAGAUGCCAAUUCAACCGGAUGCAAUGGUGUGGAGGACUCUUUUAAGUGCUUGUAAUGUUCAUAAGAAUAUUGAUAUUGGAGAGUUUGCUGCAAGUCAUCUUCUUGAACUGGAACCGAAAGAUUCAGCAACAUAUGUUCUGCUUUCAAAUAUGUAUGCAGUGUCUGGGAAAUGGGGUUGUAGGGAUCGGACAAGGCAAAUGAUGAAAGAUCGAGGUGUUAAGAAGGAGCCUGGUCGUAGCUGGAUUGAGGUUAAUAAUUCUGUUCAUGCAUUUUUCGCUGGUGAUCAAAAUCAUCCACGUGCAGAUAUGAUAUAUGAAUAUAUCAGAAAUCUGGAUUUUCUGGCAGCUGAAAAUGGUUAUGUACCGCAGUGCAACAGCCUUCUGAGUGAUGUAGAAAUACGUCAGAAGGAUCCGACAGAAAUCAUUCACAGUGAGAAACUGGCAAUUGCUUUUGGAUUGCUCAGUUUGUCUAGCUCCACACCUAUUUAUGUUUUUAAAAAUCUUCGUGUUUGUGGGGAUUGCCACAACUGGAUUAAGCAUGUAUCUAAGAUAUCAGAUCGAGUGAUCAUAGUGAGAGAUUCGUAUCGCUUUCAUCAUUUCAAUGUCGGCAUUUGUUCGUGUAAAGAUUAUUGGUAAGAUGGAAGAAGUUUGACCAAAAUGAAUGAAUCCCUCAAGGCUUGUGGUGUGGACAACCAUUUUAGACAAGUGCGGAAGAUAAUUUUUAUUGGUCGACCAUGCCUGUUGUAAAAGCUUCAGGUGAAGUAUGGUUGAAGAAUUUAACACACGUUUGGUUGCACGGCAUGUUUUUCCCGUUUAGCCAAAAUUGCAGCAAAUUUUCCACGUCCAAGUAGAAGCUUGGAUUUCCAGCUUCUGUGAAAUCGCAGCAAAGGCCUGGUUGAACGCGUGCGUAUGGUGGCUCCGACGCCUAACCAAACAUAUCAUAAAUGGAAGAACUCAGUGAUACAGUGUGAUUCAGUGACAAUCAGAGUAUGUUUCAGCAAUCAACCUUGGUAAAAAUCCCAUUGCUCAUGAGAGAAGUAAACACAUAGAAACACAAUUUAACUACUUGAGAGACCAAGGAGGCAAAGGAAACUUAAAACUUGAAUAAUAUUGUAUAAGUGAAGAUCAAGUAGCAGAAUACUAACAAAAGCUGUGAAGAUUGGAGUGUUUAAGAAACUAAGAAAUCUCGUAGGUGUAGAGUCUUUGUCUAAUAUGAAUUAAGAUGGUGUGUUGUAAAGUUAGUAGUUAAAAGUCAGUGAGUUUUCUGUUUUUCAUGUGACAGUUAUGUGAAGUACCCGAUAUGGGAUUAGUAGUAUCUCAAGUGUAUACCAAAAUGAUGAUAUCAAUAAAAGAAGUGUGUAUGCAAAGUGUAUAUUCGGUGAAAGAACAUUAUCUCAACUUUC